AGACCGUGACAGUCUCUUAACUCCAUCGAAGAAAGAGGGGCAGAAGCGUCAUUUGAUAAUACCGGCCUCCCGUAUAAGCAAAGACAAAACCCUAGGGUUUCACUCUUCUCUUCUCAUCGUCUUUGCUCCGAGUUUUCUCAGCAACCUAACAGAGGAGGAGAAUGGCAGCCAUUGCCGUGAUUGACGAUGAGAAGAAGCCCACCGAAGUGAAGCUCUUCAACCGCUGGAGCUUCGACGAAGUCCAGAUUGGAGACAUGUCUUUGCUGGACUACGUCGCUGUGAAUCCAGCUAAGCAUGCUACCUAUGUCCCCCACACAGCUGGCAGGUACUCUGUCAAGCGGUUCAGAAAAGCCCAAUGCCCAAUUGUGGAGAGGCUCACAAAUUCUCUGAUGAUGCACGGGCGGAACAAUGGAAAGAAGCUGAUGGCUGUUAGGAUUAUGAAACAUGCCAUGGAAAUUAUUCACUUGUUGACUGAUCAGAAUCCCAUCCAAGUUAUUGUUGAUGCUGUCAUCAACAGUGGACCAAGAGAAGAUGCAACACGUAUUGGCUCUGCUGGUGUUGUUAGACGACAAGCUGUUGAUAUCUCUCCUUUGAGGCGUGUCAAUCAAGCUAUUUAUCUGCUCACUACUGGUGCUCGCGAGUCUGCAUUCAGGAACAUCAAGACAAUAGCUGAAUGCUUGGCCGAUGAACUCAUUAACGCAGCAAAGGGUUCAUCCAACAGCUACGCCAUCAAGAAAAAGGAUGAGAUUGAGCGAGUUGCCAAGGCUAACCGUUGAGAUUGGAGGAGCUUCAUGGCAAGAGAGAGUUUUGAUUGCAACUGUAGUAUUUUCUUCACUAGCCUUUUCUCUUAUGUCAUGUCUAGGCAACAAUGUUGAACCAUUUGAAGUUUUCUUUGGUUGAUUGUUCCUUGUUUUAUUUUUUGGUAAGGAUUCACCCUCUAUUGUUGGAUUUUAAUUAGAUUUUAUUACCCAAAGAAAUAUGAUUAGUUUGUUCCAUCA
Molecule: messenger RNA, 998 nt
Organism: Vitis vinifera (wine grape)
Lineage: Eukaryota; Viridiplantae; Streptophyta; Magnoliopsida; Vitales; Vitaceae
Product: small ribosomal subunit protein uS7
Exons: 5
Coding region: 162-776 (204 amino acids)
Biological process (GO): translation; ribosomal small subunit assembly
Cellular component (GO): ribosome; cytosolic small ribosomal subunit
Molecular function (GO): mRNA binding; structural constituent of ribosome; rRNA binding
Source: RefSeq, a predicted model, not a curated record